Ooceraea biroi (clonal raider ant) is the source of this 3278-nucleotide messenger RNA. RefSeq names its product zinc finger protein 250. Lineage: Eukaryota; Metazoa; Arthropoda; Insecta; Hymenoptera; Formicidae. Gene Ontology annotation, molecular function: RNA polymerase II cis-regulatory region sequence-specific DNA binding; DNA-binding transcription factor activity, RNA polymerase II-specific. Gene Ontology annotation, biological process: regulation of DNA-templated transcription. The record is from RefSeq and is a predicted model, not a curated record.
CAAAUAAAAUGGCCGAUACGUGAGGCUAGUUUGUAUGGACAGUAAAAUAUGCAAUUAUGUAAAAUUAAUGACCGUCGGUCGUGCGUGCGAUCAAGUCAAAGCGUAGCCCCGUGAUCGCGAAACGCGGAAAAAGUAUACGGAGUGCGAGUGAGCGGGUGGGAGUGCCGCGAGACGAAGGUGGAGAUUGUCUUUGAAGAUCCGUGGACGCCGCGGGCCCGAAGCCGAAACGAGGGAUCACUUAUGGUCUCCAACACAUAGAAAACCGAGUGGUCCGCUCGUACGGUGUGUUUUCCUCCGUUAGCGGACAGUGGUGUGGCGCAACGAUACGAAAAUUUCAGACAAGUUUGGCCCGUCGGAACGCUUGAAACCGCGAGAAACGGCCUCUGUGCUCGACUCCCGCAGCCCGCUCCGAUACUCCCGACGCGACUCUCCAGUCGCGGACCCAACACGGUAGUCUCGUUUCGUCUCGACUUGACUCGACUCGCGCGAAUUCACCUUUUUCGGAGCCCACGUUGCAAUUCCGAGAUUGGCGUAAGCGCUUUCGAAGCACGUUGCACGCAACACACAACACGCACACACACAUACACGUACGACUCUUUUCCUUCUCGAGAAACAUCUAGUUCUCCUGGCCACAUGCUAGCAGCUCCGUUUUCAUACUCGACCUAGGCCUACGGAUACGGAUCGGGUCUCAAACUCAUCUUCUCUGGCACAAGAUAUGACACCUUUGUUUCGCAUCCAACGUCGAGAUACUGGAGUGUGACGGGUACGUUUACUUGGAACCUCUCAAGAUAUUUCCCACGGAUCAGUUUGUUGUAGUGGAAAGGAUCGGCGCGGAAAAUGCAUUGACAGAUACAGAGGAACCCGUCACCACCGUAGCUGCUGCUGCUGCUGCUGCUGCCACCACUACUACCACCACUGCUGUCGUGUCCAGCCAGACUAACCCAUCUGUCAGGACAAUGUGUACCGCGCCUGGCAAUGCCGGUACAUUUGGGUAUCCUUGGCCCUUUCCUGGGUCAGGGACAGAGACCCGGGAGAAUACCCAGAACGACCUCGCGACCAACAUCAGUUACGCAGUCAACAAUAACCAAGAUCAGGGUUCGAGCCAAAAGAUACAGGUGGACAUCAAGCCAACCAAGGUUGCCACCACUGCUCAUCGUCGCCCAAUGUUCACAAUGAACGAGAGUUGUCAACAGAUACCCACCACGCAUCACGGCCACACCGGUGGAGCGCAUAAUCAAACUACCCAUGGCACUCACGUCCGCACCAAAAAGCAUCACGAUGUAUUCUCCUUGACCUGUGACAAGGGGGGUUGUAAUUGCGACGCGUCGCAUCCGACACCGCCGCCUUCUCUGUUUCCAAACGCCUUAGUCUUUACAACAACCGACAAGCAUACCAUGAGUAAGCACUUCAUGACACCCAUCGGACCACUGCAGCUCACGGCAGAAGAGUGCAACGAGAUACUGAUGAAGAGAGCGGCCGCCGCCUCUAAUCAAUCCACCGCCGCAAACAACGUGGCGACCAGCCAGACGGACAGUACCACCGCUCAUUUCGGACACGUUCUCACCCAUGUGAACACCACGCAAAUCGAGACCAAGGUGAAACAACAACAGGACAUGGGAAGCCAGGCCCGCGCUCCAAAGGAACGACCUUACACUUGUUCCGAGUGCGGCAAGUCUUUCCUCUUGAAACAUCAUCUUACGACGCACGCGAGAGUCCACACCGGGGAACGGCCGCACGUCUGCGUUCAUUGCAGCAAGACUUUCGCGCACAAACACUGUCUUCACACGCAUUUGCUGUUACACAGCGCCGAGAGACCGUACCAAUGUCGCGAAUGUAAAAAAUCUUUCACCCUGAAGCAUCAUCUUGUGACGCAUACUCGCGUACACACGCGAGAACGACCGUUUGUCUGUCAAGAAUGCGGUAGGGCAUUCCCUCUGAAACGUCAUUUAGUGACCCACAGCAAGUUCCAUUCCGGGGAAAGACCUUUCGUUUGCGAAGAGUGUGGCGAGUCAUUUUCGCAGAAGGAUCACCUCACUAUGCAUUCGCGCUUCCACGGCAGUCUACAUCCGUUUGUUUGUCACGAUUGCGGUGCAACCUUUCAAAGGAAAUUUGAAUUGGUUAAUCAUGGCCGACUACACGGUAGAAUCCCGCAAUCGUGUACCGUUUGUGGGAAAGAGUUUCUGCAGAAGAGAACACUUUUAGCUCACAUGCGCCUACACACGGGCGAAACGCCGUUUGCUUGUACCGUUUGCGGGGAAGCAUUUCCACGGAAAGCAGACUUGGUCGCUCACUCCAAGAUUCACAAUAAUAACGCAAACACCGACGAAAAAUCUCUUACGUGCAGGGAAUGCGGAUUGGAAUUUACGAAUCGAGAGGGUUUAACUUUGCAUCUGAGGUUACAUUCUGGUGAUCGGACCCUUGUAACGGACCUUUGUGGGCUAGCCGCCGCCUUCCAACAAACCCCGGGACAUUUCCUUACUCCAAACACUCCAGGAACUCAUCAGAUGAACGGGCCAAUAGGAACACCUGGCGUCAGUCAUAUGCACGGUGCAACGCAAACGUCGCCACCGGUGGGUGCCGGGCCAAAACCUAAACCGCACAUUUGUCCUGAUUGUGGUCGCGGCUUUGCACAAAAACACGGUUUGUCGCAACAUCAACGACGUCACACGGAUGGCAGUUGCCACAUAAGAUCCCACGUAUGCGACAAGUGUGGCAAAGCUUUCUACCAGAAGAAUCAUUUGUUAUUACAUCAGCGUCAGCAUAUGGAUCCGCCACCUAGCAUACUUAGACAACAACAGAGACAGGCUGCUCAAGCUGCUGCCCAACAACAGCAGCAGCAGCAGCAGCAAGCGCAACAACAGGUACAGCAGCAGCAGCAGCAGCAGCAACAACAACAGGUGCAGCAGCAACAAAUGCAGCAGCAGCAGUCGCAACAACAGCAGCAGCAGCAGCAAACGUGUACCGUCGACACAAAGACAAUUCAGUUACAGGCGAUACAGCAACAAGUGCAACAACAGGUGCAACAACAGGUACAGCAGCAGCAACAGCAGCAGCAGCAGCAACAACAGCAGCAAACGCAGCAACAGCAAGCAUGUUCCGUGGACGCUAAAGCAAUACAGUUGAAUGUCACCAUGUGAGACGGUAUAAAGACAAAGAGCUGCAGAAUCUUUGAAACGAUAGCACUCCCAAAUGCGCACCCAGCUGCCACCCUCUGCACGCACUUCUCUUGUACUAACGAUAUAUAUUAGAUAUAUAUUUAUUACGCUAGUUUCAAAUAU